AUGACAAAUAACUGUGAAGGUAGAUACCGGGGUAUUCCACACCCAACGGAAGAAAACGGGGGCUUCCCAACCACUGCCCUUCCCUCCCAUGCCUUACGUAAUGUUCUCAAGCGAGCUGAGUCGCCACUAAUGUUAGGAUUGGUGUCAGCCGUCUUCGGGACACUACUGCCCGGUCCCGGAGCUGUUGUCGUCAACCAAACCAUUCACUUCACUAAACCCCUACAUGUGGGCGAAGAAGUGUGCGCUGAGGUCACUGUCAUUGACAUCCGAAAGGUGUUCAUUGAAUGCAAAUACGUUUGCUUCACAUCCGAUGGAAAGAGUGUAAUGGACGGUACGGCGCGACUCGUUAUGGUUUCAUAAUUGAC
Molecule: messenger RNA, 365 nt
Organism: Oppiella nova
Lineage: Eukaryota; Metazoa; Arthropoda; Arachnida; Sarcoptiformes; Oppiidae
Source: the annotation of a GenBank genome assembly